This is a messenger RNA of Babesia microti strain RI, 1314 nucleotides long. RefSeq names its product conserved Plasmodium protein, unknown function. The transcript has a single exon. Gene Ontology annotation, cellular component: kinetochore; Ndc80 complex. Lineage: Eukaryota; Apicomplexa; Aconoidasida; Piroplasmida; Babesiidae. The coding region runs from base 1 to 1314 and encodes 437 amino acids. The record is from RefSeq and is a predicted model, not a curated record.
AUGGAUGAGUUGGUUGAUGCCCUUAAAAAAUUGGGUGCUCAGGUUUCAGAAAGAAUAUUUAAAAAUCCCACCAAAGAUGAGACAGUAGGUCUAUAUUGUUUGGCAAUUCAAGAGGUGUUUGGCAGAGCAAUCACUCAAGUUAGGUAUGAAGAAGCUAUGGGCACACUUAAAAGUAAUCCAAAGUCUGAUUUAUUUGAGACUUUCGGAUUUACAAUUGAAAGCAAUUCGUAUAAGUCAAUAGGGGACCUUCGUUUUUAUCGUUAUUGUCAGCGUUUACAUUCUGCUCUUGGCCUUGAGCCAAUUAACCCUACGACCAUAUCAAAUCCAACUUCGGCUGAUAUAAAGAAAUUUGGUAAGGCAUUGCUCGCAUUUUUGAAGUUUCGUGACAAUGUACUACAGUUACUGGGCACAGACUUGGACACUUUGAUUCAGUCACUAGACGUCAAAUUUGCUUUGAUAAAUGACAGUAAUCAAGCAGUUAGGGAAUUAAGUGAAUUUUCCAGAUGCAACGAAAAAAACGUGCAUGUCAUAUUAAAUAUGCAACAGGAAAAGAAGUGUCUCGAGACAAAACUUACCCUCAUUAAUGAAGAAUUUACCAUGUUUAAGGAAAGAUUACGAACGGUGAACACUAGAAUUAAUGAGUUGCAAGAGUCGAUAGAGCAAAUAUUACUACAAACUGUAGUUGCCAGGCAGACUAAUCAAGAUUUGCAAGAUCAGGUUGUUGAGGAUCCUGAUAAAUUUAAGUCAGAUCUUAUGCAAUAUAACAGUCAGAUUGAUUCUGGCAACUUGGAACUUGAUCAUCUAAAGAAAAGUGAGGAAAAGCUGCAUGAAAAAAUUGCAAAUUUUCAGAACUCUAAAUCCCGCAUUGACACAACAAUAAAUCUUAUUUUAUCACAUUUAGACAAUGUGAUUUACCCUUAUUCCGAACUAAUUUCAAGUAUAACAAGCGCCACUGCUGAUUCACAGGCAAUAGAUGAUGAUUUGAAACGUAUAAAUCUUGAAAUUAAUGACUGUCAUGAAACGUUAAAAUGUUGCAAGCUGGAUCAAGAUAAUAUGCAAAGAAAUAUGAGUUUGCUGGAGAACAAACUAGCAGAUAAUACUAAAAGGCUGAGUAUGAUGGAUGAAACUGGACGAGAAAGGAUUGAAUCAGUACAUAAAAGGAUAAAGGAGAAAGAAGAAGCGUGUUUAGAACUGGAGAGGGAAAUUAAAAAAUUGGAAAUCCUUAAACUUGCCAAGGAUACAAAUUUCAACAAUUGUAUACAGGAUUUUGUUACUUUGUUACACCCAUAUGAAAAAUUAUUGCGGUAUUACUAG